AUGAAGAGGCGAUCGCUCGUCUAUGUUGUCAACUUCUUGCUGUCUGUCCUCUUCUGUUUGUCUUUGGACUUGGUAUCCUUCCUGAUCUCAGACAGCGGGGGUGAGAAGCUCAGCUUCAAGGCUUGGAACAAUGAGUACAUUCAAUGGAAACCAGAUGAUUUCUGUGGAAUUAAAUAUAUAACAAUUCCUACUUCAUAUCUGUGGAUGCCAGAUAUAACUAUUGAAGAGAUGACAGAAAAAGAUAAAGCCUCUCCAAGUCCAUAUCUCACCAUAUAUCACGAUGGUGUGGUUGAGUUCAGGAAUGACCAGGUGGUGCUAAGCGCCUGCAAGAUGCAUGUUUACAAAUUUCCUUUCGACACCCAGAGCUGCAACCUCUCCUUCAGGUCUAUCUUUCACGAUGAUUGGAUGUUGCAAGUAAGCAAUAAAAGUCGGAUCUUUGACGUGAUGCACACGCAGUAUGAGUGGCUGUUCAUCGACAUGUCAGUCAACAACGAAAUUGUUGAAGGUUAUGGAUUCAAUCAAACUGUGGUCAUUUACACUAUUACCAUGAAGAGGAGGUCUGUCCUCUACGUUGCCAAUUUCAUCCUGCCAGUGCUCUUCUUCUUGCUUCUGGACUUAUCCUCCUUCCUGAUCUCAGACACUGGGGGUGAGAAACUCGGCUUCAAGGUCACUGUCUUGCUUGCUGUCACAGUGAUGCAGCUUCUUCUCAAUGAGAUUCUGCCGAGCUCUUCAGACAGUAUUCCACUUAUAGCUGUCUACUGCAUUGGAAUUUUUGCUCUGAUGCUGCUCAGCCUCCUGGAGGCAAUUUUGGUCAAGCAUCUGAUUGAAAAGGAUUCUGCAGUUGAAGAUGAGACAGAUGGAGACCAAAGCCUGGGGGAGAACUCUGGGAACAACCAGGGCGGCCACAACUUCUACAGCUGUUUUAGAGAGAUUAAGAGACGCAGUCACCAUGCCUCUGUUGAUGAGGUAUCUUCUCAUGAAACACCAUCUGUGUCUCUGUCCCGAAAGGGCAGCAGCAGUAAACUGACAGAGGUGUCCUUUGCUCUGGAAAAAGUGUCAGAUGAGCUGCAGGAGACAAGGAAAACAAUGACUUUGGUCAGCAGCAACAGGAAGUCUGGCUACUGGACCAGAAUGGCUAAAAAAGUCAACAAGUGCUGA
Pelmatolapia mariae (spotted tilapia) is the source of this 1158-nucleotide messenger RNA. RefSeq names its product 5-hydroxytryptamine receptor 3A-like. The record is from RefSeq and is a predicted model, not a curated record. The coding region runs from base 1 to 1158 and encodes 385 amino acids. Gene Ontology annotation, biological process: chemical synaptic transmission; monoatomic ion transmembrane transport; signal transduction. Gene Ontology annotation, molecular function: transmembrane signaling receptor activity; acetylcholine-gated monoatomic cation-selective channel activity. Gene Ontology annotation, cellular component: synapse; neuron projection; plasma membrane. NCBI's taxonomy places the organism in Eukaryota, Metazoa, Chordata, Actinopteri, Cichliformes, Cichlidae. The transcript is spliced from 11 exons.